AUGGCGCAACCCUCGACGCUCGAGUACACCACCCUCUCCGAACGCGCCCAAUCGGUCGUCGACAACCUCAUCCCACCCCAUGACAAGACCGAAGCCGCGGCCAAAAAGUUCGCCCACGUCAAGCCGCUUCCUCCCAACAAAGAUGGCGACACUGAAGUCCUCAAAGGCGUCACCUUCACCCACCACUUCGCCUACGGCCCAGGCGACUACGAGCGUGUCCUCUGGCACUACGUGACCACUGGCCCACUUGACGGCGAGCCCAUCGUCUUCCUACACGGCAUCCCCGACUCCUGGUACCAAUGGCAUCGACAAUUGGCUGCCCUCUCAUCCAAAUCAUACUACUGCCUCUCCAUCGACCUCAAAGGCUACGGCCAAUCCGAGAAGUCUGCCGGUGACUACCGCCACGAAGCGGUCUCCGAACAACUCUACGCCUUACUCACCGAUGUGCUCCACCUCAAAUCCUUCAACAUCGUCACCCACGACCGCGGCACCGUGCAAGCUGACUUCCUCGUUGCCAAGCAUCCAGAAAGUGUCCUCCGAUAUGGCCGCGGCGAGCAGCAUCUCUAUCACUUCCACCCAAGCCUCGCGCCCCAAGGCGACCUGUUCCGCGACGCGCCUUACAGCGGCAUGUUUCUCGACCCCGUCAAGUUCGUAACGUUCUGCUACACGUGGAUUACACUGCGUCCGGUGCCGGAUGCGGAGAUGGAGCGCACGAUCCAGGAGUGGGCUUUCGAGGGGACCGCGAAAGCCGUGCCGCGGUACUUCAACAGCUCGACGUUUCGUCAGGAAUGGAUUGCGAGACGCAGUCCGGGGGGACUGUUGGAGAGGUGGAAGUGUCCUGUGUUGAUCAUGCAGGGCAAGGAGAGUAAGACCCAACCGUGGGAGUGGUAUGUGGAUGCGAGAAAGUAUAUACCGAACGCGAAGGAUGUCAAGGUCAGGUUUAUCGAGGAAGCGUGCCACUAUUGGCCGACAGAGCAGCCGGAGUUGACGACGAAGGCGGUGGAGGAGUUGUUGGCGAUGCCCGUCGAUUGA
This is a messenger RNA of Cyphellophora attinorum, 1032 nucleotides long. RefSeq names its product Haloalkane dehalogenase. Gene Ontology annotation, molecular function: hydrolase activity. NCBI's taxonomy places the organism in Eukaryota, Fungi, Ascomycota, Eurotiomycetes, Chaetothyriales, Cyphellophoraceae. The record is from RefSeq and is a predicted model, not a curated record. The coding region runs from base 1 to 1032 and encodes 343 amino acids. The transcript has a single exon.